AAGCUGACUCAGGACCCGCACGAGCUGAUGCGCCUGACAAGGUGGACGAGGGGCACGGACAUAUUCUCAAAGGAUUUCAUCGUCAUCCCCUUCCACGAAGAGUACGCCCCCCUGUUGCUCUCGCCAUCUUUGGCCUCUCUGCCCGCGUCUGCCCGUCUCUGCCUGCCUUAGCCCAUCCCUUCCCCUCUCUUGUCGUUGUCGGCAAGGACGUGAGGAAGGCGCACCUCUCUACCCCCAUGCCCUUACGCACGCCCGCUCCCCACUUGAUCCCCAAUAACCUUUCAAUCCCUCAGGUUUCGCAGCCAUUGGAGCCUGGCUAUCAUAUGCUUUCUCAGCAAGGAUGCGGUUCAGGAGAAAACAGCAGAGAAACGCGAGGAGCGGCUAGGCUAAGGGAAGAGGGCACGGGGGGCAAUAGGAAGGGGAGGGGCAAUGGGGGGAAGAGGGGGGAGAGGGGCAAAGGGGGCAUCGGGGGUAAUGGGAGUGUGGGGAGGGGGAGGGGGAAGGUGGGCGCUUUCCAGAAGAUUCCUAAAGGAAGGAGGGCGAAUCUGAAGAGAAGCAGGGCGGACAUGAAAGGAAGGGGGGUGAGUAUGCAAGGAAGAGGGUGGCUUGGGCAAAGCAGGGAAGUGAGAGCAUUAUUGGAAGGUGGGAGAAGGAGUGCGGCUAGUGAGAGAGGUGCUGACGUGGCAGAGGAGGGUCAGGAGGGUGGCAAUAAGGGCGAUGGGAAGGGGAGAGGCAGCACUGCUGGCAGAGUGAGGAGGCUUGCUGACGUGGCAGAAGUUGCAGUGUCGGUGGAGGGAGGAGAGGAGGAGGAGGAGGAGGAGGAGGAGGAGGAGGAGGAGGAGGAGGAAGAGGAGGAGGAGGAGGAGGAGGAGGAGGAGGAGGAGGAGGAGGAGGAGGAGGAGGAGGAGGAGGAGGAAGAGAAGGGCGAAGGUGGAAGGGAGGGGGUUGGGGAGGAGGAGGGGUCUGGGAAGGAGAGGCGAGGGGAGGGAGGGAAAAGUGCGAGAGUUGCGAGUGUGAACCAGUUGGUCAACCACCAUCCUGGUGAUUCUGACAGGGGAAGUCAAGAGAGAGUCACUACCAGGGGUACCAAGCAGUUUGCUGGUAAUAGUCCUCACCGUGCGAGGGUGUUGAACCAGGAUGUUAAUAUUCCUGGUGAGAGGGUGUUGAGUGUGCAGGGCAGUGAUCUUUUGAGACGUCUCAAUAGUCGUCACGGUGGGAGGGUGCUGAGCCAGGAUGUGGAACCAGGUGUGAAUGGUUCCGGUGGGAGGGUGCUGAGCCAGGAUGUGGAACCAGGUGUGAAUGGUUCCGGUGGGAGGGUGCUGAGCCAGGAUGUGGAACCAGGUGUGAAUGGUUCCGGUGGGAGGGUGCUGAGUGUGCAGGGCGGUGAUCUUCCCAGUCCCAAGGUGCGUGGUGGCAGGUCGUUUGUGAAACGCAGGCGGUUGGAUGCGGUUGAUAGGGAUGGUGCGAUGCGUGAUGGGUCCGGGGAUAGCGCAGUGGGCUUGGGCGGCAUGGGUGGCGUGGGUGGUGUGGGUGGUGUGGGUGGUGUGGGUGGUGUGGGUGGUGUGGGUGGUGUGGCUGGUAUAGGUGAUGGUAUGGUGUGGGGUGUGAGGAAGCAGCUGCAAACACGCAGCAGGGCGAGGGGUAAGGCGAGAGGAGGAGCGCCAAGGGAGGAUGAGGGGGAGAAGGAGAAGGAGGAGGGGGAGAAGGAGGAGGAGGGGGAGAAGGAGAAGGAAGAGGGGGAGAAGGAGGAGGAGGGGGGGAAGGAGGAGGAGGGGGAGAAGGAGAAGGAGGAGGGGGAGAAGGAGGAGGAGGGGGAGAAGGAGGAGGAGGAGGAGGAGGAGGAGGAGGAGGAGGAGGAGGAGGAGGAGGAGGAGGAGAAGGAGGAGUGGGAGAAGGAGGAGGAGGGGGAGAAGGAGGAGGAGGAGGAGGAGAAGGAGGAGAAGGAGGGGAUUGGUGGUGGUGCAAAGGGGGUGAUAGACGUUGGUGGGAGCAGAGGAGUGGAAAGGCGUGGAGGGGCUGAUGAUAGUGUGGCGGGUCGAGAGGGCGGAGGAGAGAGUGGAGGAGGGGGUGGAGGAGGGGGUGGAGGAGAGAGUGGAGGAGAGGGUGGAGGAGAGGGUGGAGGAGGGGAAAUGGGGGAUGUGGAAGGGAGGUGUGCAGGGGUGGUUAGUGUGGUUGGAGAAGGGUGUGCGAAGGAGGGGGGAGUGAAGGAGGAAGGUAAUGAGGAAAGGGAGGAAGCGGAGGAGGGACGGAAAGAGGGAGAGAAGGAGGAAGGGAAGGAGGGAAGAAAGGAGGGAGGGAAGGAGGGAGGGAAGGAGGGAGGGAAGGAGGGAGGGAAGGAGGGAGGGAAGGAGGGAGGGAAGGAGGGAGGGUUGCAGGAGCAUGUGGGGGUGGGAAUUAGAAGUGAGGGUGGGGGGAUGGUAAAGGAAGGCAUGAGGCUUGAGCGGGACGAUGUGAGGGGAGUGUGGAGGCUUGGUGGUGGCGAGAAAGAGGCAAGAAAGAGUUUGGAUAGGCAAGUGGAAGGAGGCAAAGCCGGGGAGGAGAGGGGAGUGGUAGGAGGGGAGGGUGGUGGGGAGGGAGAGGGGUUUAAAGAUGAAGCGAGAGAGGAGGGGGUUGCUGGAGAGAAGGGAAGUCUAGGAGAGGAAGGAGGUGCAGGAACGGAGGAAGCUGUAGGAGAGGAGGGAGAAGGUACUGGAGUGGACAAAGGCUGCAGUUCUAAAGAGGAAACUAUUGGAGGGGCGGACAGCAAAGAAGGGGGGCGAAGGGGGGAACGAGGGGAAAUGAUUACAAGGGAUGAUUGGAAGAAAGGGGUAGAAGGGGAGGGAGGGGUGAGUGGGGGGGAGGAGGUUGGGAUGGUUGAAGGAGAGGUAAGGAGUGGCGAUGGGGAAGAUCAAGUCCAGGGAGUUGUGGUUGUAGAGGAGGGGAGAGGAGAGGGGAAAGGGGAAGUGGGAGUGUUGGGGGAUGAGGAGGAGGAAGGAGAGAAGGAGGAAUUGGAGGGGGGAAAGGAGGGGGGAGAGGAAGGGGGAGGAGGGGCGAGAGAGGAGCGGAGAGAGGAAGGGGGGGGAGAGGCGAGAGAGGAGGGGAGAGAGAAGAGGAGAGAGGAGGGACGAGAGGAGGGGAGAGAGGAGGGGCUAGAGGAAGGGAGUGAGGUGAAAUAUGGAAAAGAGGAGGAGGAAUCCGAGAAGAUGGAAGGGAAUGAGGAAGAGAAAAGAGGAGAGGAAAGAGGAGAUGGAAGAGGAGAGAAAAGUGGAAGGUGGAGAGAAAGAGAAAGUGUGGGAGAAAGAGGAAGAGAAAGAGGAGAGGAAAGGGGAGAGGAAAGGGGAGAGGAAAGGGGAGAGGAAAGGGGAGAGGAAAGGGAGAGGAAAGGGGAGAGGAAAGGGGAGAGGAAAGGGGAGAGGAAAGGGGAGAGGAAAGGGGAGAGGAAAGGGGAGAGGAAAGGGGAGAGGAAAGGGGAGAGGAAAGGGGAGAGGAAAGGGGAGAGGAAAGGGGAGAGGAAAGGGGAGAUGACAGAAGAGGGGAAAGGGGACAGGGAAGAAGAGAAGGAAGAGGAGGUGAAAGAGGAGAGGGAAGACGAGAGGAAAGAGGAGAGGAAAGAGGAGAGGAAAGAGGAAAGGAAAGAGGAGAGGAAAGAGGAGAGGAAAGAGGAGAGGAAAGAGGAGACGAAAGAGAGGAAAGAGGAGACGAAAGAAGAGAUGAAAGAGGAGAGCAAAGAAGAAAUUAAAGAGGAAAGGAAAGAGGAAAGGGAAGCAGAGAGGGAAGAGGAGAUGAAAGAGGUGAAAGGGUGGAGGAAAAAAGAGAGCAAAGAAGAGGGCAAAGAGGAGAGGAAAGAGGAGAGCAAAGAGGAGAGGAAAGAGGAGAGGAAAGGGGAGAGGAAAGGGGAGAGGAAAGGGGAGAGGAAAGGGGAGAUGACAGAAGAGGGGAAAGGGGACAGGGAAGAAGAGAAGGAAGAGGAGGUGAAAGAGGAGAGGGAAGACGAGAGGAAAGAGGAGAGGAAAGAGGAGAGGAAAGAGGAAAGGAAAGAGGAGAGGAAAGAGGAGAGGAAAGAGGAGAGGAAAGAGGAGAGGAAAGAGGAGAAGAAUGAGAGGAAAGAGGAGAAGAAAGAAGAGAUGAAAGAGGAGAGGAAAGAAGAAAUUAAAGAGGAAAGGAAAGAGGAAAGGGAAGCAGAGAGGGAAGAGGAGAUGGAAGAGGAGGGGACUCGUGAGGGCAGUCGCGAAAUGACUCGUGAGGGCGUUGGUGCUGCUUCUAUUGCUGUGGUUCUUUGGGAGAAGUGUGAAGUGGGGCACGGCAGUGAGGGCGGAAAGUCGGUGGUGUUUGAGUCCAGCCCAGAGGCUGAGUGGAUGAAGAGGAGCAAGGAGCCGUUGGAUCCCAAGAAGCCGCUGCAAUCUGGGCCGUUCAGCAAAGUGCGCGGGAAGAAAGUCAAGGUGCCAGCACAGGACAACGACUAUGACUGCGGUUGUUUCAUCCUCUGCUACAUUCAGAAGUUUGCUCAGAUGGCUGCUGCUCUCCCACGCUCUGCUGAUGGCGUCGCAGAUAAGCUGAGCAACGACUGGUUCGAGGCGUGUGAAGCAUCCUCUCUGCGCCGACGGCUCUUCUCCAUCGUGGCCGGCAUGCUGCUGCCUCAACAUCCCCCGCCGCAACCCCUCUCACCCCCUUCUCAACCACUCUCAACCCCUUCUCAACCCAUCGCACCACCUUCUGAACCGAUCUCCCUUCCUUCACCUGCCUCGCCGGCCCUGCCCAUCUCUCUGCCUCCACCUGCCUCCGUUCCGUCUCCUGCUCUUCCACCUGCUAUUUGUGCCGUUGCGGCUAGUGCACUGAAACCCACCACAGCAGCAGCGGCACGAGCAGCAACAGCCGCAGCAGCGGAAGCAGCAGCAGCUGGAGCAACAGCAGCAGCAGCAGCAGCAGCAGCAGAAGAAGAACAAGAAGCAACAGCGGCUGGAACAGCAGAGAAAGAAGCAGAAGCAGAGCAAACAGCAACAGCAACAGCAGCAAAAGAAUCAUCAGCGGGAGCAGCAGGGAAGGAAGCAGCAGCAGCAGGUGCAGCCAUCAAGGCGAAGAGGGGCAGAGGCAGACCGCGCAAGCAAGUGGAGGAGGACACAGUCAGCCCCGUUGAUGCACUUUUUGCUGAUGUGUGCACUAUUGAGUCUACUCAAAAGGUGACUGUUGAGUCAACUCAAAAGCAAGUGGAGGAGGACGCAGUUAGCCCUGCUGAUGCACAUUCCGCUGAUGUGGGUACAGCUGGUGCAGGUGUUACUGCCGCAUCUGAUGCUGAUGAUGCUGGUGCCAACUGGAUGGCUCGUCCAGAGUCCAUACAAGAAGCAGAUGUGGGUGCAGCUGGUGAAGGUACAGCUGGUGAAGGUACAUCUGGUGAAGGUACAGCCGGUGCCGAGGCUGGGACUGAGGCUGGGACUGAGGCUGGGACUGAGGCUGGGACUGACGCUGCGGCUGAGACUGAGGCUAGGGCCAAGGCUGAGGCUGGGGCCGAGGCAGUGGCUGGGGCCACUGGCGGUACAGUUGGGCUGGAUGCUGCGUGCAGAGAGCAGUAUGCUGCUCGCAUGGCAGGGAAUAUGGAGCAAGUUGACACCCAAGGUGACAAUCAAGGCGACACCCAAUUUGACACCCGAAAUGGCACCAGAGGUGGCACUGAAGGCGACACCCAAGGCGGCAGCAGAGAGAGCGGUGAAGCGCUGGUGGUGUUUGGCAAGGAGCCGUGGCCUGCUUGGCCCUGGCGUGCUUCUGAGCCCGUGGGUCACACUAGGCUCUCGUCCCUCUGGCCAUGGCGUGCCUCUGAGCUUUCUACAUGCCACGGGACUCACUCCCUGCUGCGCUGGCCUGUCAUGUCUGUAGAUUCUGGUGGUGGUGCCUGUGAUGGUGCUGCUGCUAGUGGUGGAGGUGCUUAUGUUUGUGCUGCUGGUGGUGAUGGUGACUAUGAUGGUCGUGCUUUUGCGCCGCCGGAUGUGCAAGAAUCGGCGCCAGUGCUGGUUGCAGUCGUUUGGCAACCGGUGGACGACACGAGUCAACAUCCACAUGAAAGGAGUGCUGGCGGGGAGGGUGUUACACAACCUUUCAGGAGCGUCAAAGGUCAACAUCCACAUGAAAAGAGUGCAGGCGGGGAGAGUGUGACACAGCCAGGUGUAGGGAGGGAUGCUGAUGGGUUGGCAGGAGUUGCGGUGGAGGGGAAAGAGCGAGAUGGAGCGGAAGGGGCUGAGAUAGCUGGCGCGGAAAGGGAUGGGACAGAAGCGGUAAAGGAGGGGGAGGAAGAAGAGUUGGUGAGGGGAAGAGCACGAGGGGGGACGAAGCGGAAGCGAGUGAAACGCAGUGCUGGGUGGAGUGGGAGGAAGAGGGUUAGGAGGGCGGUGAAGGGGCCUGAGGGUGAUGGGAAGAGGAAGCAGGCUGAGGAGGAGGAGAGGAGAGAGGACGAGGGGGAGGAAAGGAGAGAGGAGGAUGGAGAGGAGAGGAGGAGAGAGGAGGAGAGGGGAAUGAAAGUGCGUGUGGUAGGAGGUAUGGGAGAGGGAGAGGAGGGAGAGGAGGGAGGGGAGGGAGGAGAGCGGAGGGAGAGGGACAGGGAUGGGAGGGGAAGGUGGGUGCUGAUAAGGCUUGCAGCAUCGGAAGAGGUGAUUCGAGUGGGGAGGGGGGUAGAGGACGAGGACAGAGAGGUGGAUAUUGGUGGGAUGGGGGAUGAAGAUGAGGAGGGGCUGGGAGGGGCUGGGAGCGAGGGAGAGGAGGGGCAUGGAGUGGGUGUAGAGAGAUGCUCGGAACCGGACCAGCUGCUCAGCUUCGGCUCUGGCGAAGCUGAGUUGGAUCGGCUGGUGAAGUUUGGGUUUCCGAGAGCGCCACAGGGACAGCAACGGCGGCUGGCGGGAUUUGCUGAUCUGUUGAAGUGGAAUGGAGGGAGCGGUGGUGCGGAGGCGAUGGAGGAAGGUAGAGGGGUUAGGUGCGGUGCGGAGGAGGGGGUGUGGCGGCAGUGGGUUGAGAGGUGGAAGGAGGGGAGAGGGGAUGGGAGCAGCAGAGCGGGGGAGAGGAUGGUUGGGACGAGGGUGGGAGGAGAAGGGAUGGGAGGAGAAGAGGUGGGGGGAGAGCGGGUGGGAGGAGACGAGGCAGAAGGAGCAGAGACAGGAGGGGUAGAGGCAGGAGGGGUAGAGGCAGGAGGGGUAGAGGCAGGAGGGGUAGAGGCAGGAGGGGUAGAGGCAGGAGGGGUAGAGGCAGGAGGGGUAGAGGCAGGAGGGGUAGAGGCAGGAGGGGUAGAGGCAGGAGGGGUAGAGGCAGGAGGGGUAGAGGCAGGAGGGGUAGAGGCAGGAGGGGUAGAGGCAGGAGGGGUAGAGGCAGGAGGGGUAGAGGCAGGAGGGGUAGAGGCAGGAGGGGUAGAGGCAGGAGGGGUAGAGGCAGGAGGAUUUACAAAGAAGGGAGGGGAGGAGGUGGAACAGGAGGAGGGUGAUGAUAUGAAGAGUGAAGAGGAAGGAAGUAGUGAGGACAGGAGUAAGAUGGAAGAUGAGGGUUUCAUGGAGGGGGGUGAAAUAUCUCCUGGUUGGAAAAGGGAGGCUGAAAUCAAUCCUGUGAAGGAGCAAGGCUGUGAAGGCAGGCUUGAGGGUGGGCGUGGGGAUGGGGAUGGGGAUGGGGGUGGGCAUAUGAUUGGCUACGAGAUUGGGUAUGGUAUUGGGCGUGAGAUUGGGUAUGAGAUAGGGUAUGGGAUAGGGUAUGGGAUAGGGCACGAGGUGAGGAGUUUGGGUGAGGGAGAGGAGGCGGAAGAGGUGGAGAGGAGGGGGGAAGAGGUGGAGCGGAAGGGGGAAGAGGUGGAGCGGAAGGGGGAAGAGGUGGAGCGGAAGGGGGAAGAGGUGGAGCGGAAGGGGGAAGAGGUGGAGCGGAAGGGGGAAGAGGUGGAGCGGAAGGGGGAAGAGGUGGAGCGGAAGGGGGAAGAGGUGGAGCGGAAGGGGGAAGAGGUGGAGCGGAAGGGGGAAGAGGUGGAGCGGAAGGGGGAAGAGGUGGAGCGGAAGGGGGAAGAGGUGGAGAGGGGAGGGAGCGGGAUAGAUAACCGGGCUUCACAUGGGCGUGAGAUGGAGGGGAGAGAGAGAGAAGAGGUGGAGAAGCAAGAUGGGGAGGGGGAGUCAGAAGAGGGUAACAGGAAGGAAGAAGAGCAGGAGAAGGAAGCCGAGGAGAGUAAGAAAGUAUGUUUUUUGAGAAUUCUCAAAAAACAUACGCUAGAAGAGCAGGAGAAGGAAGCCGAGGAGAGUAAGAAGCCAGCAGAGCUGGGGAAGGAAGCCGAGGAGAGUAAGAAGCCAGCAGAGCUGGGGAAGGAGGCAGACAAGAGCAAGGGAGGUGAGGAGAGGAGGGUGGAUGUUCGUGAGGGCGAGGAAGAGAAGGAUGAGAGAGUAGAGGCUAGGGAAGAGGAGAGAGAUGAAAGGGGAGAGGCAAGGGAAGAGGAGAAGGAUGAGAGAGUAGAGGCUAGGGAAGAGGAGCAAGAUGAGGAAGGAAGAGACGAAGAGGGGAGAGCUGCUGGUGGUGACAGGGACGGGGCUAGAGAGAGCAAGGAGUUGAAUGAAGAGGGUGAGGAGGGCAAGGGGGUGGGUGAAGGGGGUGAGGAGGGCAAGGGGGUGGGUGAAGGGGGUGAGGAGGGCAAGGAGUUGGGUGAAGGGGGUGAGGAGGGCAAGGCGACGAACCCAGAAGGUGAGGAGGGAAUGGAGUUGAAUGAAGGGGGUGGGGGGGCCAAGGAGGUGAAUGACACGGGUGAGGAGAAAAGGGAGGUGAAUCUGGAAAGUGGGGAUGUGAAUGAAGGGGGUGAGGAUGGCAAGAUUAAGAAUGAAGGGGAUGAGGAGGCGAAAGAAAUUAACAUGGUGGAUAUAGCGGGUGAGGAGGGAAAGGAUUUUAAUGAAGGGGGUCGGGGGGGCAAGGAGGUGAAUGAAAUGAGCAUGGUGGAUAUAACAAGUGAGGAGGAGAAUGGAGGAGAGGAACAGGGGGGUAAAGACUGUGCUGGUGGUGGGAGAAGAAUAUACGGGAAAGGGAGAGAGGUCGAUUGGGGAGGGAGAGUGGAGAAGGAAGAAGAAGGUGAGGGGGGAAAAGGAGAAGAAAUGCAUGUUGUGGGGGAAGCAGAGGGGGAAGCAGAGGGGGAAGCAGAGGGGGAAGCAGAGGGGGAAGCAGAGGGGGAAGCAGAGGUGGAAGCAGCGGAGAGAGCAGCGGAGGAAGCAGCGGCGGAGAGAGCAGCGGAGGAAGCAGUGGAGGAAGCCGUGGAGGAAGCAGCGGAGGAAGCAGCAGAGGAAGCAGCGGAGAAAGCAGCGGAGGAAGCAGUGGAGGAAGCCGUGGAGGAAGCAGCGGAGGAAGCAGCGGAGGAAGCAGUGGAGGAAGCAGUGGAGGAAGCAGUGGAGGAAGCAGUGGAUGAAGCAGCGGAGGAAGCAGCGGAGGAAGCAACGGAGGAAGCAGUGGAGGAAGCAGUGGAGGAAGCAGUGGAGGAAGCAGUGGAGGAAGCAGUGGAGGAAGCAGCAGAGGAAGCAGCGGAGGAAGCAGCGGAGGAAGCAGCGGAGGAAGCCGUGGAGGAAGCAGCAGAGGAAGCAGCGGAGGAAGCAGUGGAGGAAGCAGUGGAGGAAGCAGUGGAGGAAGCAGUGGAGGAAGCAGCGGAGGAAGCAGUGGAGGAAGCCGUGGAGGAAGCAGUGGAGGAAGCAGCGGAGGAAGCAGCGGAGGAAGCAGCGGAGGAAGCAGCGGAGGAAGCAGCGGAGGAAGCAGCGGAGGAAGCAGCGGAGGAAGCAGUGGGGGAAGCAUCCGCCUGCUGCCUUGGCCUUGGAACACCGCUCUCCCCUUCCUCUGCCCCUGUUGGUCCCUCCUUCUUCCCGCCCUCUGCCCCUGUCUGCCCCUUCUUCCCGCCCUCUGCCCCUGUCUGCCCCUUCUCCCCGCCCUCUGCCCCUGUCUGCCCCUUCUCCCCGCCCUCGCCUCCUGGUGCUCCCCUCACUCCAGUGAAGUCCGAACCUGUCCCUUCUGCCCCUCACUCUCCUGCUCUGCUGCCCACUCCAUCAACCGCAACCGCUGCUGCUCCAAAGGAGGACAGUCACACUGUGACUGAAGAACGGGUGACAGCAGCGAAGGUCGAGCCACCUGCUGUGACUGCAGGCAUUGAACCUGCCUCUGUGACUAUAAGGGAUGAGAAGGACGAGCCUGCUGGUGUGGCUGCAGUCCUUGAACCCUCUGCUGUGACUGUAAAGAGAGAGAUCUCCGAGCCUGCCACUCUGACUGCUGACCGUGACCCCAUCAAUGUGACUGUAGAGGGUGAAAAGGAUGAGCUGCCUGCUGUGACUGUACAGAGUGUGAUGGAUGAGGACAAUGAGAAGGAUGGAAAGGAUGAGAGGGAUGAACCUCCCGCGAUGACUGCAGGCCUUGAACCGGGCGCUGUGACUGUAAGCGAUGAGCUGCCUGCUGUGACUGAAAAGGAUGAGCCAGCUGCCGUGACUGUAGAGAGUGUGAUGGAUGAGGCCAAUGAGAAGGAUGACAACGAUAUGAAGGAUGAGAAGGAUGAGCCGCUUGCAGUGACUGCAGCCCUUGAACCGUCCACUGUGACUGUAAUGGAUGAGAAGGACGAGCCUGCUGCUGUGACUGUAAGGGAUGAGACGGAUGAGCCGCCUGCAGUGCCUGCAAGCCUUGAGCCCGCCUCUGUGAAUGUACAGGAUGGGACGGACGGGCUGCCUGCUGUGACUGAAAAGGAUGUGCCACCUGCUGUGACUGCAGAGGAUGUGAAGGCUGAGACCAUUGAAAAGGGCGAGCCUCCCGCUGUGUCUGCGGACUGUGAUCCCACUGCUGUGAAGGAUGAAAAGGAUGAAAAGGAUGAGAAGGAUGAGAAGGAUGAAAAGGAUGAGAAGGAUGAAAAGGAUGAGAAGGAUGAGAAGGAUGAAAAGGAUGAAAAGGAUGAGAAGGAUGAGAAGGAUGAGUCACCUGCUGUGACGGAUGAGCGCCCUCCUGUGGCUGUCAAGGAUGUGCCACCUGCAGUGCCUCUAAAGUUUGCACCCUCCCCUGUGGUUGUAAAGGAUGAAGCUGCUGACACCGAUAACACACCUCCACUACCUGCCGCACGUUGCCGGCCAUUUGCCGGGCGGCGCACGGUGGCCCACGGACUCAUAAUCAGAUCGGGCGUCUCAGCAACAAAGAAGGAGAAUCGCAACACUCUAACCACCGGCCAACCGGGCGGCGCACUGUGUCUUAUGCCCCCCCUUGGAGUUCACUCACCUGCCGAACCUUCCAGGCUGCCUGGGCUUUCCGUCGCGGCCCUGGAGGAUCGGAAGGACAAGGGUCGGAAGGAUGACUCACCUGGUGCUUAUGAUGCCCUGCAGCAGCAGCAGACUGCAUCCCCUGUGGUUCUUGCUGCUACCAGGGUUGCACAAGACCCUGGUGUUUCACCUGAGUCUCUGUUGCAACCUGGUGAUUUACCUGAGGGUCAGAUUCGCCAUGAAGAGCAGCCAGGCUGUCAGGAGAUUCCAGCAGAGGCAGCAGCUGAGGGAAGGACCGAUGGCGUGGCAGAAGGGGGUCCUGCCACAUCAGCAGCACCUGAUUCGAUCACACCUGCCAUGUCAGCGGAGCCCGACAAAUCGUCCAUGUCAGCAGAGCUUGGCAUGCCAUCCUCGUCAGCAGACCCAGUCGCUGCUGACAUGCCAGCAGAGCUGGUUGCUGCGUGCCUGGGAGCCAAUCGCGUGCUCCGAUCACGGAAAGCAGCGCCGCCAGCAGCAGCAGCAGCAGCAGCAGGAGGAGGAGGAGCAGCAGAAGCAGGAGGAGCAAGAGGAGUAAAGGCGACUGCAGGAGUGAAGUCAGAAGUAGGAUGCAAGGCAGGAGGAGAUGCAUUGAAGACACCACCACAACGGGGGUUGAAAGCAUCACCACAGGGCCUGACGUGGUCACAUGGAGUGAAGGGGAAUCAAGGCCUUGCUCGAUCACCCGCCCAAGCUAAGUCACAAGGGCGUAAAGGGGUGAGAGGUGUGAGAAAGGGGAGAGAGGGAACGGGGGAGAAGAGUGGAUUGGGGAAGAGAAAGGUUGGGAAGGCUAAGGGGAGAGGGAGGGGUGCUAAGAGGAGGCGAAAGGAUGACGAAAGUGAGGAGGAGGAGAGUGAGGAGGAGGAUGAGGAGGAUAGUGGGCAAGAGAGUGAGGAGGGAGGUGGAAGGGAAGAAACACAAGAGGAGCUCAGGGGGAGAAGGGCGGGAGGGUUGGCAAGGGGGUUGGAUGGAGGAGUGGGGAGGGAGGAGGAGGGAAGAGAGAAGAAGGUGAGGAGAGGGCGUGGUGGUAGCAAGGAGACACGUGAUUGGGAGGAGGAGGAGGAGGGAGAUGAAGGGAACAGGGAGAGUCACGGUGGUAACAAAAAGAUUGUGGGGCAGGAAUUGGGAGAAGGGGGAUUGGUGGGGCCGGAGUAUAUGUGGCGCGAUGGAGGGAAACAGUACCGGAGGAGAAAGCGGAGGUAA
Messenger RNA from Closterium sp. NIES-65, 12419 nucleotides. NCBI's taxonomy places the organism in Eukaryota, Viridiplantae, Streptophyta, Zygnematophyceae, Desmidiales, Closteriaceae. The record is from the annotation of a GenBank genome assembly.